This is a messenger RNA of Mytilinidion resinicola, 624 nucleotides long. RefSeq lists its product as uncharacterized. The transcript has a single exon. The annotation marks the transcript as partial. The record is from RefSeq and is a predicted model, not a curated record. NCBI's taxonomy places the organism in Eukaryota, Fungi, Ascomycota, Dothideomycetes, Mytilinidiales, Mytilinidiaceae.
AACAUCCUAGCCGGGUGGGCCGCAACUGGUUUAUUUCCAUUCAAUUCAGAGAGAGUACUCAGACAUACACCGAAACCCCCCGCUCAGCUUACCGUUUCCGUUCCGAAUGCUAAUAAGGUGGUGGGGUCGCAAGACAAAGUACCGCAAACACCUGUAACGCCAGUGACAGCAGAGGGUCUUACGCCAAUACACAAGCUAAUUAAACAGGAUGCUCAUAGGCUUAAUAAGAUCAGCAAACAGCGCCUACAUAGACACGUACAGAAGAUCGCAAGUGCCGCCCAAAUAUCCUUUGCCGAAUGUGCCCUUCUCCAGGAUCAAAAUCGACUCUUGGCUAAGAUAAACGGCGAAGCCAAAGUUCGCCGAUCGACCAAGUCAUUGAUCCUAGGGAAGGCGAAGGUGAUGAGCUUUGAGGAUCUCGGCGAGGCACGAGCGAAGCGUGAUGCAAAAGAGAAAGCUAUCGCAAGUAAGAGAAAACACGGGCGUAAGCGCAAGAGUCCUGUGCCAGAGGAGGCAGAGGCGGAUCCAUCAGCGCCAGAGGACAAAGUGAUGCGGAUGAGCGAAGUUGAGCCAGCGAAAGCCGUACAAGGACCGUCAUGGAGGGCACCAGUGGCGAAGAUGUACUAG